AUGGCAAAUGUACGGAACACCAUUGAGGAGCAAAAGUCAAACUAUGGAGCAAACACGUCCGUUGGCCGCGAUCUUGGGCAGCACCAUCCGUCUGCACAAUCAAAGGGCGCUCCAGCCUUGCCUCAGGUCAACGCUGGACGUGGUCUGGUCGAGAGCAUAGAUGAUGCAUUGAAAGGUAUUGACGGUCAAGCAAGAGACAAAGCUCAAAUGGUGGAUCACAGUGUAAAAGUUGGCCAGGAGGAUGAUUUCCAUGCAAAAGCGGCCGCCAAACAACCAUAG
Molecule: messenger RNA, 279 nt
Organism: Exophiala bonariae
Lineage: Eukaryota; Fungi; Ascomycota; Eurotiomycetes; Chaetothyriales; Herpotrichiellaceae
Exons: 2
Coding region: 1-279 (92 amino acids)
Source: RefSeq, a predicted model, not a curated record